Messenger RNA from Paramuricea clavata, 1449 nucleotides. Lineage: Eukaryota; Metazoa; Cnidaria; Anthozoa; Malacalcyonacea; Plexauridae. The record is from the annotation of a GenBank genome assembly.
AUGAACUUCUACAAGAAAUCAAAUGUACUUUGUACUAUGUCGGCUGCAACACGUAUGGUUCUGGGGUAUAGUUUAGAACUACUAGAUAUUCUGGAACGGCCGUUUACUAAAGAGGUUCAUGUUUUACCAAGCCUAAAUAAUCUAUCAAUCUUGCUAACUAGCUCUGUAAAGAUCAAAGACAUCUUUGCUGAGUUACUCUCGAUUUUGAAAGUCAACCAAUUUCAGUUUACACUUCCAGCUUCGUUUGUCCAUUGCUAUCGUGAUGUCAAGUGGGUAACAAACCCAACUAAGUACUACGUGACUGCAAAGGCAGAUGGUGUGCGUUGUCUGUUGAUGAAGAUCCAGAACGGAACUUAUCUAAUAACUAGGAAGAAUGAGAUUUACCCUUGUUGUAUUGCAAAUGAUAAAUUACCUGACAAUACAGUAUUGGACGGAGAAUUAUUGCAUUCCACAUCAAUCUCAGAAAUUCAUCCUAAGAUCAGCACACUUCUGAAUACCAGUGUGCUUUUGGUGUUUGAUGUUCUUGCCAUUUCAGGAGAUGUCUUAUGGAAAUGGCCAUUCACCGUAAGACAAGCAAGUCUAUGUAGACUUCCCAUUAGUACGGACAUAGCAGCUGUGAUGAAGCAAACGCUAGCAUCUGCAGAUGACGAUUCUUCAGCUGACCAAAAAUUACAAUCCUUUCAUGCUGAAGAAAAUAACUUGAACGAACUAGUGGUUAAUUGUGUGCUCAAGGAACAUAAGCCAUCCACUCCAGAUGAAGUCUUAAAGUUUCUCGGUGCUGUACCUCAACUUCCAUGUGCUUGUGAUGGUUUGAUUUUUACCCCAAGUACAGCUUAUGUGUUUGGGCCAGAUCCUUUGUUGUUUAAGUGGCAAAGUCAAGAUUCCGCUCAUUGCGAUAUUCUCGUACAAGAUCUGAAAUCUGGUAAACGUAAGUGUGCAGUUGAUCUUCCCCUUGAUUUUAGAUCACCGUCUGACAACACGAUUGCGCAUUUUUCGAAUUCAUUAAAUGAAAGUCGAGAAGUAAUGGAGUGUCAGUGGAAUCAGUCACAUAAAGCGUGGGAUCCACUUUUUGUGCGCCAGGAUAAAUCAGGACCAAAUUCUGAUGAGACAAUUGACCAUGUGGAGAAGAUGUGCCAACAACCGUAUACUGAGGAACACCUUAUUGCAGAUCUCACUGGAAUCAAGGGAAAUGUUGACGAGCUGGAACACACAACAAACACAACUGCGCCAUCCGUGAGUCAUCCAUCAGUUGGUUAUUCAUUUGAAGAAUUGUAUACUAAGAUCACAGAACUAGUCGAUCUUGGUUAUAUUGAAAAGACACUAGAUUCUGGGACUAAAUUAGAAAUCUUCAAUUAUUCUACUUCUGUUAAAAAUCCAUUAGUUUCUCUCUGCAGAGGAAUGGUUUUACAUCCUGAUUCAAAGACUAUUGUGACAAAGCCAUUUGUUUGA